Cyclopterus lumpus (lumpfish) is the source of this 2127-nucleotide messenger RNA. Its product is annotated as putative ferric-chelate reductase 1. Lineage: Eukaryota; Metazoa; Chordata; Actinopteri; Perciformes; Cyclopteridae. The coding region runs from base 1 to 2103 and encodes 700 amino acids. The transcript is spliced from 16 exons. Gene Ontology annotation, molecular function: oxidoreductase activity, acting on metal ions. The record is from RefSeq and is a predicted model, not a curated record.
AUGCAACCCUACCACUCUGGGCUGAGCCCAGAGACAGCACCAGCGCCCUACACCGUCAAAACAGACCACAUCAGCUACAGACUUGGAGAGGAGGUAAAAGUUCAGAUCCAGGCUCCAGCCUCCACACCAUUCAUUGGUUUCCUGUUACAGGCUAGAGAGGUAGGAGGUCGGUCUCCUGUGGGCUCCUUCGCUCUGACAACAGGGGCCACUCAGCUUCUCCCGUGCAGCCAGAAACCUGGGAGUAUCAUCAGUGCCGACUGCGGUGUCACCAAGCUGUGUUUCAGUCACCCUUCAAACUGUAACCCUAGAGCCAAUGCUAAAUGUUAUUUCAUGUCAGCCAUGAUGUUGCCACUAACUGCUGCAGCCAUCCGCUAUGAAAUGACAGGUCCAUCUGAUGGAUACGUCUCUUUUGGAUUUUCAGAUGAUCAGAUGAUGGGAAACGAUGACAUUUAUAUUUGUGGCAUUGGCAGUGACGGAGUGGUGCAAUUGCAGCAUUCUUUUUCAACAGGACAAACGACUCCACAAGCUGUUCCUCUGGGUAAUAUUUCUGAUGUGAGAGCGUCAGUGCUGGAUGGGGUGAUCAGCUGUUCCUUCACCUCCAUAAACAUCAUUUCUACUCAGAGGACCACUGGCUUCAACAAAACCUACUAUCUCCUCUUUGCCUAUGGACCCAACAGCAAUGCCAUCUUCAACACCUCCCUAGAGACAUGCCACGUACCAGCUUGCUUCAAGGUCUCAACCAUCAUCCCUGUCCCCAAAAAACCUAAGAUCACAGGACUCAUGACUACAGAAGCCAACAGGUCUGUAGAUGAUGCUGUCAACAUGGCCCUCCAUUUCUUCCUCCAGCAUCUGGACUCCCCAGGAACCUACGCCAGGAUUCUGUUUGUGGACUUCAGCUCUGCUUUCAACACCAUCAUCCCGUCUCUGCCGCAUCUACAAGCUCUCAGCAACACCUGGUGCAGACAAAUCCAGUUCCAUACAGGUACCUUCAUCAGCUCUGACAAAGUAGACAUCUCCAGACCCCGGAUUGUCAGAAAAGCAGGUUGGCCUCAUAUCAUCAAAGCACAUGGGGCACUGAUGCUGACAGCCUGGAUGACGCUUGGAUCACUGGGAAUGAUGGUGGCCCGAUAUUUGAAAGAGCUGACCAAAAGACAAAAACUGUGCGGUAAAGAUAUCUGGUUUCUGGUCCACGUUGCAGUGAUGAGUGUGACAAUUGCAGCCACAAUUAUCGCCUUCAUCCUCUCCUUCUCAUACGUCAAAGCCUGGUCUGGGGGAGCCCAUCCUGUGUUAGGCUGCCUGGUUAUUAUUCUUUCGUUACUCCAGCCCAUUCUGGCUCUGUUGCGUUGUGGACCACAACAUCCCCGAAGGUUCCUGUUUAACUGGUGCCAUGCUUUAAAUGGAGUGUCUAUAAAAGUUUUAGCUGUUGCAGCUAUAUUGACAGGCCUGAAGAUGAUUGACAGCAGUCUGGACCAAUUGCUGAUGAAAGUGAUGGGUGGUUUGGUUGGCUGGGAAGCUUUGUGCUACAUUCUGUUGGAAGUCCAUUUAAAAUGGAAGUUUAACAGUGCAGGUGAUACCCGAGGCUCGACACAGGACAGACAACUCACCGCUGAUCUCCGUGGAACAAGCGGGAGGUCCUCUUCACACAGGGCUACUCACGGGCUACUCACGGGCUACUCACGGGCUACUCACGGGCUACUCACGGGCUACUCACGGGCUACUCACGGGCUACUCACGAACGUCGAUACCAGGUUGGCAAACGGACAGACUGACACUGGAGGUGAGGAUGACCGGAGUAUUUAUCAGGAGACAAUUACGGGAGACUGGGAUCAGCUGUGCUCACGGAGAGACGCUCGGCUGUGGGCGGAACUCACAAAAAACAAACAGUGUUUAGACAACAAUCCUCACAAUAGUGGGCUAUUUUACUUUGCUCUGUGUGUGUGUAGUUGGAUGGAGCUAAGCACCAACAAAGAGCAGAGGACACGGACACUGCAAGAUAUUUUGGAAUCAAAAAUGACAACAGUUGAUGUCCUUUUGAUGGCUCUGUUUUUCCUGGGAAAUUUGACAUUUUUGGUGACACUGUUGGUUGGAAUCGGGAUGUCAUAAGGAGAGCAACAACAGAACAAAAAC